Calliphora vicina (urban bluebottle blowfly) is the source of this 531-nucleotide messenger RNA. RefSeq lists its product as uncharacterized. The transcript is spliced from 2 exons. The coding region runs from base 1 to 531 and encodes 176 amino acids. The record is from RefSeq and is a predicted model, not a curated record. NCBI's taxonomy places the organism in Eukaryota, Metazoa, Arthropoda, Insecta, Diptera, Calliphoridae.
AUGAUAAAAGGUGACCAAUCAUUUGAAUUUGAACGUAGAAUGUCUAUUAAACCCGACUGGACCUAUGAAUUCAUCUCCAUCGACAGCCACAGUGAUACACCCGAUAUUUUAAAUUUCAAUUUAUAUUUAACACGUAUUUCACGCGGCCAAUUCGCCUUUUCGGGCACCAUGGACGUGGGCGAGGAUUUAAAUGAUGACACAUUGGUAAAUAUGAUGGUAUAUUACAGUUAUAGCAGCCACGACUAUGUACGAAGUCCUUUGCAAGUGCCUAAAUUAGAGUUGCCGAAAUUUAUACAAACCCAUUAUAAGGAUAUCAUGAUGGAAGAUUUACAGAUAUGUGCGAAAAAUGCUCCGGACCUUGAAUCUGAUGGAGUUGUCACAAAACGUUUGGCAGAAUUUGAGAAUUGUUCAAUAUCCAAUGAAAAUAUGCCUUCACAUCUGAAGGCGGGAUAUUACAAAAUUGUACUUAUAUUUACGGGAAGGGCCAAUGUAUCGUUGACAGUUGUUAUUAAAGUUGAACCCAAGGAUUGA